GGUUGAUCCACAAGUGUUCCUUCCCCUGGACUCAGAGCCACCAGUGGCAAUGUUGGGCUCAGAGCCACUGUUUUAGCCAUGGCCGUUGCCGGUGUGAUGCUGUUCUCUUUGGUUUUGCUGGCUGCGGGAGAAACGAAGCCAACGUCCGUGGAAUGGAACAAGUGGAUAGAUCGCUUGGGUACCUGCCUGGUGACUUGCUUGGUUCUGAUGGUUUGGCGCUGGUGCUCCCAAAAGCCCAAAGAGGAACCAAAGGAGAUGCACUUGCCAGCAGUCGAGGAAGUUGGGGCAGGCUGGUUGAUGCAGGAUCUCGAGAAAUUCGAACAGCUCACGAAGCAGCAGAUCCGAAGCGUCAACCCCAGGUUUGAAGCAAGUCUGGAUGAAGCCCGGGCCUUUGUGCGGGUGUUGUGUAUGGGCAUGGGCACUUUUGAUUGCUCCUCCCGAGUGGUGCAACCUCAAGCACAAGGCGAUGAUGAAGUGGCUUUCCAGGUGCAGAGCAGCCCACCUACAGGGGACUGUCCAUUCCGUUGCAAAUGCCACGCGCCUUGCUUUGGCCCUGCGAGCCGCAGUACCCAGGAUGGCCAGCCUCUGGGCGGCGCCUGGGCCCAAGUGGUCUUGGAGGCCGACGGCCAGCUGCUGUCGCUGGACGCAGCACCACAGGUUUUUGCGCAGGAGGUGAGCUUGGCUCAGUUCCGAGGGAAGCCCGUUGUGCUUGUUCCGAAGAAUGACGUCUCUUCCGUGAAGCUGCGUGGUGCGGUGGCCGUGCUCUCAGAGAAGCACAAGCCGGGGACCAUGUCGGAUGGAGCGCUGCUACGGGGAGCCUACCAAGCGGGGGCAGAGGCGGUGAUCAAGAUCGGUGGUGGAGGUGCAAUGCUCUACUGCGUGCCUGAUCCUUCAGAAAUCCCUUGCUUUGCCAUCUCUGAAGACGAUGGCAAAAAGUUGUGCUCCGCCCUGGAGGCUGGCGGCCGUGUCACUGUGAAGGAGCUCAUAGUGCACGACCGACGUGAGAAAUUGCAAGCUGAGAGGUGGAAAUGUGGUAAUGUUUGGCUGCAUGUUUCAGGUCUGUACUUGCAGUCAGUGGACUGGGAUGGGCCCCUCUGGGAAGUGGCUCAGGAGGCCCGGGCUGCGCAAGAGGCGCUCAUCUAUGAGGACUACUUUGAAGCCUACCAGGACACAAGGGAGGUGGAUCCACGCUUGGGGCUGGAACGCAGCAAGUUGCGACGCAUGAUGGAGUCGGCCUGGUCCCAAUUAGGUCGCAUCGGCUUGACCAAGAACGCCUCAAUGAUCGGCAAGUUGUUGGCCCUUGGGGCCCAACGCUGUAAGUUGAAGGUGAACUACCUAAAGUUCCACCCAGCUGAGACCUUCACAGGAACAGCGUGCGCGAUGCUUUUAUCACCUCACAAGCCAGGUUUCAAGCAAAAGCCGGCAUCCGAUAGCCUGGUCCAGGCAUGGGUGGCGCACGAGGCCGUCUAUUUGGCGCUCAUGGGGCACUUCACCAAGUUGAUCGAUUAUAUGGCUCCGUCCUUGUGGAAUCUCAUCAAGUGUAUGAAUGGCGAGUUCUUUGGAUGGGAGGCGGAUGCCAGCAAGAUCCGCAAACUCUUCACCGCAUGCACUGGGCCAUUUGGCCCAGUACCUCGUGAACUUUGGCAGCAACGAGAUCCCACCUGGCGCAUCACGGAUGAACGGAAUGCUGUGGGCAUGGUGGUGCGCACCCAAGGACGCUUGCUGUGGAGCAAAGAUGCCACCGCCGCGCCUAUGCGCACCGUGCUGCCAAAACGCUCGGGGCCAUCAGGACCAACGCGUCCAAUGCUGGAUUUUAUGAGCCGCAUGGCUCAGAAGCUUUGCUGCACCCUGUGAACUGUGAACAAUGCAGUCGGAGGAUUUGUCUCACCCACACCAGCUGC
Durusdinium trenchii is the source of this 1901-nucleotide messenger RNA. NCBI's taxonomy places the organism in Eukaryota, Dinophyceae, Suessiales, Symbiodiniaceae. The record is from the annotation of a GenBank genome assembly.